Molecule: messenger RNA, 4812 nt
Organism: Echinops telfairi (small Madagascar hedgehog)
Lineage: Eukaryota; Metazoa; Chordata; Mammalia; Afrosoricida; Tenrecidae
Gene: ZNF521
Product: zinc finger protein 521
Exons: 8
Coding region: 668-4009 (1113 amino acids)
Biological process (GO): regulation of transcription by RNA polymerase II
Cellular component (GO): chromosome; nucleus
Molecular function (GO): chromatin insulator sequence binding; DNA-binding transcription factor activity, RNA polymerase II-specific; RNA polymerase II transcription regulatory region sequence-specific DNA binding
Source: RefSeq, a predicted model, not a curated record
GGUGCCCGCAGGGCCCGGGGCUCGGGGCAGGACGAGCACCGGAGGAGACCCCAACUGUAAACUUGAAGACAAGACUGAAGAUGGAGAGGCAAUAGAUUGUAAGAAGAGGCCGGAAGACGGGGAGGAGUUGGAAGACGAAGCUGUGCACAGCUGUGACAGCUGCCUGCAGGUGUUUGAAUCACUGAGCGAUAUCACAGAACACAAGAUUAAUCAAUGUCAACUGACAGAUGGAGUGGAUGUUGAAGAUGACCCCUCCUGCUCUUGGCCCGCUUCCUCGCCUUCUAGCAAGGACCAGACUUCCCCGAGCCAUGGAGAGGGCUGCGACUUUGGAGAGGAAGAAGGUGGCCCUGGCCUUCCAUACCCGUGCCAGUUCUGUGACAAGUCGUUCAGCCGCCUCAGCUACCUAAAGCACCAUGAGCAGAGCCACAGCGACAAACUGCCUUUCAAGUGCACCUACUGCAGCCGGCUGUUCAAACACAAGCGGAGCCGAGACCGCCACAUAAAACUCCACACCGGGGACAAGAAGUACCACUGCAGCGAGUGCGAUGCCGCGUUCUCCAGAAGUGAUCACUUGAAGAUCCACUUAAAGACUCACACGUCCAACAAGCCAUAUAAAUGUGCCAUUUGCCGCCGUGGGUUCCUCUCCUCUAGUUCCUUACACGGACACAUGCAAGUUCACGAGAGGAACAAAGACGGCUCGCAGUCCGGGUCCCGGCUGGAGGACUGGAAGCUGAAGGACACUCAGAAGUGCAGUCAGUGCGAGGAGGGCUUUGACUUCCCGGAGGACCUGCAGAAGCACAUUGCCGAGUGCCACCCCGAGUGCUCCCCCAACGAGGACCGUGCGGCCCUGCAGUGUGUCUACUGCCACGAGCUGUUUGUGGAAGAGACCUCCCUCCUGAACCACAUGGAGCAGGUGCACGGCGGCGAGAAGAAGAACUCGUGCAGCAUUUGCUCCGAGAGUUUCCACACGGUUGAGGAACUGUACAGCCACAUGGACAGCCACCAGCAGCCGGAGUCCUGCAACCACAGCAACAGCCCUUCGCUGGUCACCAUGGGCUACACCUCCGUGUCCAGCACGACCCCCGAUUCUAACCUCUCCGUGGACAGCUCCACGAUGGUGGAAGCUGCCCCGCCGAUCCCAAAGAGUCGAGGGAGGAAGCGGGCUGCUCAGCAGACCUCUGACCUGACGGGCCCCUCGAGUAAGCAAGCGAAAGUGACCUAUAGCUGUAUUUACUGCAACAAGCAGCUGUUCUCGAGUCUUGCCGUUCUGCAGAUUCACCUGAAAACUAUGCAUUUGGAUAAGCCCGAACAGGCCCACAUCUGUCAGUAUUGCCUGGAGGUCUUGCCCUCGCUCUACAACCUGAACGAGCAUCUGAAGCAAGUGCACGAAGCUCCGGACCCCGGUGUGAUCGUCUCAGCCAUGCCUGCCAUCGUCUACCAGUGCAACUUCUGUUCGGAAGUUGUCAACGACCUCAACACGCUUCAGGAGCAUAUCCGAUGUUCGCACGGCUUUGCGAACCCCGCAGCUAAGGAGAGUAACGCGUUCUUUUGUCCCCACUGCUAUAUGGGCUUUCUCACGGACUCUUCCCUCGAAGAGCACAUAAGGCAAGUCCACUGUGACCUCAGCGGCUCCCGAUUCGGGUCCCCAGUGCUCGGGACUCCAAAGGAGCCCGUCGUCGAAGUCUACUCUUGUUCCUAUUGUACAAACUCGCCAAUCUUCAACAGCGUUCUUAAACUGAACAAGCAUAUCAAAGAGAAUCAUAAAAACAUUCCCUUGGCCCUGAAUUAUAUUCACAACGGAAAAAAGUCCAGGGCGAUGAGUCCCCUCUCCCCCAUGGCCAUUGAGCAGACGUCUCUGAAGAUGAUGCAGGCGGUGGGAGGCGCCCCUCCACGCCCCGCAGGAGAAUACAUCUGUAACCAGUGUGGUGCUAAGUACACGUCCCUCGACAGCUUUCAGACCCACCUCAAAACUCAUCUCGACACUGUGCUUCCGAAACUGACCUGCCCUCAGUGUAACAAGGAAUUCCCCAACCAGGAAUCCCUGCUGAAGCACGUGACCAUCCACUUUAUGAUCACCUCCACGUACUACAUCUGCGAGAGCUGUGACAAGCAGUUCACGUCCGUGGACGACCUGCAGAAGCACCUGCUGGACAUGCACACCUUCGUCUUCUUCCGCUGCACCCUGUGCCAAGAGGUUUUCGACUCGAAGGUCUCCAUCCAGCUCCACCUGGCCGUGAAGCACAGCAACGAGAAGAAGGUCUACCGGUGCACCUCCUGCAACUGGGACUUCCGCAAUGAGACGGACCUGCAGCUCCACGUGAAGCACAACCACCUGGAAAACCAAGGGAAGGUGCACAAGUGCAUCUUCUGCGGCGAGUCCUUUGGCACGGAGGUGGAGCUGCAGUGCCACAUCACCACGCACAGCAAGAAGUACAACUGCAAGUUCUGCAGCAAAGCCUUCCACGCCAUCAUCCUGCUGGAGAAGCACUUGCGGGAGAAGCACUGCGUGUUUGAAACCAAGACGCCCAACUGCGGCACCAACGGCGCGUCCGAGCAGGUGCAGAAGGAGGAGGCGGAGCUGCAGACGCUGCUGACCAAUAGCCAGGAGUCCCACAACAGCCACGACGGGAGCGAAGAAGACGUGGACGCCUCGGAGCCCAUGUACGGCUGCGACAUCUGCGGGGCCGCCUACACGAUGGAGACCCUGCUGCAGAACCACCAGCUGCGCGACCACAACAUCCGCCCCGGGGAGAGCGCCAUCGUGAAGAAGAAAGCCGAGCUCAUUAAAGGGAAUUACAAGUGCAACGUGUGCUCUCGAACCUUCUUCUCGGAGAACGGCCUCCGGGAGCACAUGCAGACGCACCUGGGGCCCGUCAAACACUACAUGUGCCCGAUCUGCGGCGAACGCUUCCCCUCCCUCCUGACGCUGACGGAGCACAAAGUCACGCACAGUAAGAGCCUGGAUACCGGGAACUGCCGCAUUUGCAAGAUGCCCCUCCAGAGCGAGGAGGAGUUCUUGGAGCAUUGCCAAAUGCACCCCGACCUGAGAAACUCCCUGACGGGCUUUCGCUGCGUGGUCUGCAUGCAGACGGUGACCUCCACCUUGGAGCUGAAGAUCCACGGGACAUUCCACAUGCAAAAGACAGGGAAUGGGUCGGCCGUGCAGGCCGCGGGGCGUGGCCCGCAUGUCCAAAAACUCUACAAGUGCGCCUCUUGCCUCAAAGAGUUCCGUUCAAAGCAAGACCUGGUGAAACUUGACAUCAAUGGGCUGCCCUAUGGCCUGUGUGCCGGCUGUGUGAACCUCAGUAAGAGCGGGAGCCCUGGCAUCAACCUGCCGCCCAGCGCCAGCAGACCCGGCCUGGGCCCCAGCGAGGGCCUGGGCGCCUUGGAGGGGAAAGGCAAGGCUGGGGGGCUAAAGACGCGCUGCUCCAGUUGCAAUGUUAAGUUCGAGACCGAGGGCGAACUCCAGAACCACAUCCAAACUGUCCACAGAGAGCUGGUGCCAGACAGCAACUGCACACAAUUGAAAACGCCCCAAGUGUCGCCAAUGCCCAGAAUCAGUCCCUCCCAGUCGGACGAGAAGAAGACCUAUCAGUGCAUCAAGUGUCAGAUGGUUUUCCACAACGAAUGGGACAUUCAGGUUCACGUUGCAAACCACAUGAUUGUACUCGAUGGUAAAUAUACCUGUACUUCCACCAGUGCCAGAAGUCCCAGAUGUGAGGGCAUUAAUAAUGAAGGACUGAACCACGAAUGCAAGCUCUGUAGCCAAACUUUCGAUUCCCCGGCCAAACUCCAGUGCCACCUGAUAGAGCACAGCUUCGAAGGGAUGGGAGGCACGUUCAAGUGUCCAGUCUGCUUCACAGUAUUCGUUCAAGCAAACAAGUUGCAGCAGCAUAUUUUCUCUGCCCAUGGACAAGAAGACAAGAUCUAUGACUGUACGCAAUGCCCACAGAAGUUCUUCUUCCAAACAGAGCUGCAGAACCAUACGAUGACCCAACACAGCAGUUAGUGCAAGGACCAUCUCUUCGCGGAGAAUUUUGUGGCACAAAAAGGGAACAUGUUUUACUCUUUGCACGAAACUUCCAUUGUUAAUGUAUAUUAUUCAGAAGCAUUGUAUUGUACCAUAAACCUUGUAUUAUCAAAACUGUUGGAUGUUCAUGUGUUUGAACUUUUGAGCAACGGAUAGACUCCCUGUAUAUAAAGUGUUGCACAUGUAUUAUGUCGUCUGAUACUAAAAAUGGUCUUAUAAAGACAAGUGGACUUGGGCCCUAUUCAGACAAGAUUUUAAAAAGGGGAAGGGGGGAGGGGGUUGAGCAAAAAAGGCUUAAGAAAAAGUAUUUUCAAGGAAGACAGAUUAAAAAAAAAAACCAACAACUACAUUACACGUGCGAAGUUUGGACUUCCUUUUAUUUACACUUAAGCCUAGAAUUUCUCUUUUGGUAUAUCAUCGAUUGAAUCCAAGACUAUUUUUUAUUGCUGAAGAUUCUUGCAAACCAUGAAGAGAUGUUCUCAGAGCAGAAACCCACAGCUGGAUAAGGCCCGUAUAUAUAUUUGUAAGCCUUGCGAUAUGACAGGUAGCAUCACCAUAAAUAUGCAAUAGUUGUUAUGUAGACUGUCAAAAAAAAUUUUUUUUUCCUGGAUACAUUUGAAGCUUUGCGUGUUCAAGGGUUGUCAUUCAUGGUUUCACACGGCCAGAUCCUCGAAUCAGUUGAACUGCCCUGUAUGUUACUGUUCUUCAUGUUUACUCUGCGGUCUGAACCUGGAGAUGACUGGAAUUGUUUUCCAAGAGGAAAUAAAUUCAGUUUACCAUGA